AAGGGGUAGUGACGAGGAUCACUGGCAAAACAAAUUUCUUCACGCUGCACGAUGCUGCCAUAAUUAUGAACAUAAGUGCUUAGAAGCGCCCGAGGGCUCUCCUCGGACCAGCCACCUAUAAUGUCAGACAACAACCUAGCCGAAAACAUCAUCACCAUCAUUGGUGUUCCACUCGCUGUGCUGGGCGUGCUUCCAAUUUUGUACAAUACGCUCGCUACGCUAGCAGCGCUGUCCAAGAUCAAGCGCAUGCUGAGACAUGGGAAGCUCACAGCUCUGACGCGAAGCGACGUGGUCAAUAGAGUUAUCGAGGUCGAGUUGCCACGGUACGCCGUGCAGCCUUGGGAUCGCUUUUCAUCGGACGAGUAUUGGCAAAUCUCGCGGCAGCCAAGCUCGAUACCAGGUGGAUCCUGGACGACAUUCAACUGGAAGACGAACACCAUCGGCAUCAAAACCCAGCGCGUCGAGUAUGCCGAUCAGCUUCGUCAGCCUCAGGUCGAGGUCGAGUUUCACGCGCUCGUCGCCUAUCUGCUCGAUCUAGGCGCUAUUCCUGAUGCCCAUGGCUGGAAACUUCUCCGCUCUACUGGAUUAUGGACUCCGACGGGCUGUUCGUUGAUGAAGAGCCCUGAUCAGACUCGUGUCGCUUUAUCCAUUGCGCCCUUGGAUGAUGCCGAUGGGCAUAUGUCCUUAAAAGUUGCUUGGGAGCCAUCAUGGACUACACGCGAUGCCUCAACGCUACCACCGUAUUGGAUCCGGCUACCGCCGUCACCACCGCCAAAAGAAGAGCCAGAAGUGAGCUCCUCAAGCUCACAAGAGGUAACUGAAUCCGAAGACACGAAGGACUCAGGCAAGGCUGAAGACGAGGAGCCCGACAAGGCAAAGAGCGUACCUAAGGAGUCACUGGACUCAAUUCAGAAACAAGCCGAAAGGAACGCUAGCAUGCCAAUUACAUGUCAAAUCUCGAUUGACGGGAUUCAAUCAGCGCUCAGCCAGGACCAAGGGCCACCAUUAUCCACAAGGUUCGAUGUGCACAGUCUGCAUAUUGAGCACCUACGUAUCAACAGUCUUAAGAAGAACGGAGCAUGGUUCGCCAGUGCCGCGACAGCCUACGGCACAACGAGUCAGACGGUUCUAUGGAACUACAAGAUCCCUGACGAGAUCAUGGCAUUCGCGCGGCGGGACACGGUGCCGUGCGGCGUGCUCGAAAUCCUCGGCAUCGUGGCGUCAGAGAGCUGUCCACAAUGGGCGACGCAAUACAACGAUAGCAUGAGCGACCACGACAACUUCGUGCGGAGCAUGCAGGAGCAGCGCCUGGCGGUAGCCGCCGAGGCACGUAUGGAUCCCGCGCAGAGACAGCAUGCGGUCAAGCAGAGACAGGAGCGCGAGAUGAUGCAGCGCAUCAACAAUAUGCAAGAUCGAUCGCGCCGCGAAGCCCAGCGUCGCGAGACGAGGCGCCACGAGGCGAUGCAGAGCCCCAAAUGGGACAGCAAGCGCGUGGCUGAGCACAACCUGACUUGGCUCCGGACGCGCAAGGUAGUCGACAGUGAGCUCGCGUUACGCGAGGUUGUCGGUACGAUCCUUCAUCGCAUGGUCCUCGACGGCGAGUUCGCCUCGGACAUCUGCGAGAUGCUGGAGGCGUGGGCGGCGUGGGCUGAUAAUGGGGGUAUGAGGAGCGACGACCUUGAUACUCUACAGGUGAAGUACGAGAAGUUCGCGAUGGCUAGCUUGCUUGUGGCGCUCGUUAAGGAUGCUACGACGGCGCAUGAGGGCACGCUGUCGAUGGACUUGCAGGAAUGCUUGAGGAUGUGGAGGGUUGUGCGACUCGGAUAAGGUAUUUGAGGUCUCGAUGGUUUCCACGGCGUGUUGUAUGUGUAUACGUAUCUCUCAUUCAACUGUAUAUAUAUAAGGGUUCUACGUACGGAUGACUAUAAAUGAUCAUUAACAGCAUUCAGAUUCUCAUAUGACACACAUUUAGAUGAGCUCUACCUUGGGUGGCAGUCAAUCUCUCUUCCAAAACAUACCU
This is a messenger RNA of Xylaria bambusicola, 2020 nucleotides long. RefSeq lists its product as uncharacterized. The coding region runs from base 121 to 1827 and encodes 568 amino acids. Lineage: Eukaryota; Fungi; Ascomycota; Sordariomycetes; Xylariales; Xylariaceae. The record is from RefSeq and is a predicted model, not a curated record. The transcript has 2 exons.